AAGCGCAUGACCACCAGCUGGCCAGUGAUAUUGCUUCUCCGAUCUCUCCCAAUCCCCUCCUCUCACUCUCCCCCAAAAACCAGUCUCUGGUUUUCCUCUCUCCCCUGCGCGCACACACAUUCUCUCUCCUCCUUCCCACCAUUAUUACAGAAACAGCAGACUGCGUAGUGUUGAAAAACUUGAUCCACAAUUGAUUGGGUAAUGAUGAUGAUCUAGAGGGAGAGAGAGAGAGAGAGCAUAAAUUCAGUGCAAGCUUUUGAUUGGUGAUUGGUGAUUGGUGACAUCUCUUCUGGGUUGGGUUUGGGUUUGUGGGUUUGGGUUUGGGUGGGUCUUUUGCUUGUGAGAGUAUUAUUCUUUCUUCACCCUCUGUGCAUGAAUUUUCUUGGGCCAUGCUCAUGCAUUCUCCUCCUCUUUCUUCAUCACCAUCGUCAUCGUCUCUGGCUUUGAUGGGUUGGCGAGGGGGGGAGCUGAGGGAGAGGGAGAGGAGAGGAGAGAGGAGCGGCUGUGCGUUCGCGUGCAGGGCUGCACGAGGUGGUCUCGUUUCGGGCGCGGGCGCUCUGCUUCCAUGGCUGCUUUUAAGUAAGACGCCAAAAGAAAACCUUUUUGCUCUCUCGAGUGUCAUGAACUCGCACUGAAAGUGCGCGCCGAACCGAGAAGAAGAAGAAGAAGAAGAAGAAGAAGAAAGAGAAACCAUCCCCUUAGAAAACGCGAAAAAGAGUAAAUAGUAAAAAGAGCAAGCUUGAUCUUACUUGAUCUAAAACAUUAAGAUCCUUCUCUGUUCGAGAGAAGUCACAGUCCCGCUUUUUCCAGACAUGAAGAGACUUGGCAGCUCAGAUUCGUUGGGUGCUUUGAUGUCCAUCUGCCCACCUUCAGAGGAAUUGCAGCACAGUCCGAGAAACGGCAACCCCAUCUACCACAGCAGGGACCUGCAGUCCAUGCUGGAGCUGGGCCUCGACGAGGAAGGCUGCGUGGAGGACCAGUCCGCCGGCGGCGGGGGGCACGUCUGCGGCGAGAAGAAGCGGCGGCUGAGCAUCGACCAGGUCAAGGCCCUGGAGAAGAACUUCGAGGUGGAGAACAAGCUCGAGCCGGAGCGGAAGGUGAAGCUGGCCCAGGAGCUGGGGCUGCAGCCGCGCCAGGUGGCCGUGUGGUUCCAGAACCGCCGCGCGCGGUGGAAGACGAAGCAGCUGGAGCGGGACUACGGCGUGCUCAAGUCCAGCUACGAGGCGCUCAAGCUCAGCUACGACGCCCUCAAGCACGACAACGAGGCCCUUCACAAGGAGAUAAAAGAGCUGAAAUCGAAACUCCGGGAAGAAGACGACAACCCCGAGAGCAAUCUCUCCGUCAAAGAAGAGGUCAUCAUCCCCGGCCACGACGUGUCGGACAAGAUCCGGGCCGCAGACGACGGUGACGACGACACCAAACGCUCUCCUCCCCCUCCGAUCACCGCCCCGCCUCGCGAGCUGAGCUUCAACAAUGGCGGGCUCAAGGACGGGUCGUCCGACAGCGACUCGAGUGCAAUUGUGAACGAAGAGAACGCGGCGACCAGCAGCAGCAGCCCGAACCCCGCCGUCCAGAGCCACGGCGGCUUCUUGAAAUUCAUGGGGUCAUCGUCCUCUUCGGCCUCCCCACCGCCGCCGCCACCGGCUUCCUUCGGCGGGUGCUUCAGCUUCCAGUUCCAGCGAGCGUACCAGCCUCAGCCUCAGCCUCCUCACCACCACCACCACCACAGUCCGUACGUGAAGAUGGAGGAGCACAAUUUCCUCGGCGGCGAGGAGGACUGCAACUUCUUCUCCGACGAGCAGGCUCCGACGCUGCAUUGGUACUGCCCCGAUCAGUGGAACUGAUGGAUACGAACUUCUCUCGUUGGAUGGGACUGCAGAUUAGAGAUCGAUAAAAAAAAUGUAGGGCGACAACUCCCUAGCUUUACGUGCUUGUGAAGUGAAACAAACUCUCGGGCACAUGAUUGCACGAAUCACUUCAACCCGGCAUGACAUGACUCGACACGACGAGAAUAAGAUCGAGCUAGUGAGAGAGAGGGGUUUGGGCACGGAGCGAAAAUUCGAGUAGUAUGCAGUUCCUUAUUGCACGCGGCAUUCCGGUUAUAGGAUGCAAAUUAGAAUUGAAUAUGAUGCGAUAUGGUAAUGUUUUUGUUUCCCUCUUGUGAUGGAUCAUGAGAAUUCAGCAUGGACAAGGGGUGAAUAAGAAGAGUUUCUCAAAAUUUCAAAGCCA
This is a messenger RNA of Eucalyptus grandis, 2229 nucleotides long. Its product is annotated as homeobox-leucine zipper protein ATHB-6. The transcript has 3 exons. Bases 813 to 1844 code for a protein of 343 amino acids. The record is from RefSeq and is a predicted model, not a curated record. Gene Ontology annotation, cellular component: nucleus. NCBI's taxonomy places the organism in Eukaryota, Viridiplantae, Streptophyta, Magnoliopsida, Myrtales, Myrtaceae. Gene Ontology annotation, biological process: positive regulation of DNA-templated transcription. Gene Ontology annotation, molecular function: DNA-binding transcription factor activity, RNA polymerase II-specific; sequence-specific DNA binding.